AUUCAUCUCAGUCUUAGAUUGACACGACGAUCAUUUCGUUUCCACCGAUCCUUUUUGUGAGAGAAUAUCCAUUUGCCUAUCCACCAAAAGCGCAACAUGGGAAAGAAGAUUACAUAUUUUAUCACCCGCCAUACCGGGAUCAGCGAAACAGCUCGAGUCUAUGGCGAUCUUAGAAAGCAAAUUGCUGAAUAUCACAACGCAGGAAAAAUGAGGAAAGCAGGGAAAAAAGCGAUCGAGCUACUUGAGUACAUUACAGAUUUGUGUACGGAAGAGGAGACAAUAGAACCAAAAUAUGAUCAGUACUUACAAAAAUCCAUAAACCUCUGCGAGCAUUAUGUUAAAUAUAUAAAAAAAUGGCCUGAUUUAUUUUGCACAGCACAAAAGGCACUUAGUGCAGGUUAUUUAGUGUUGAAUAACUUUGAAAAGGCCAUUGGUCAUGGUAAAAAAGCCGUUGAGAGGCUACAACAGUCAUCUAACCAUGACAAUAUAAACGCUAUGGAUGAAGAUCGAAAGUAUCAGAAAGAAUAUCUACAGACAUCCUAUCGAGCACUAGGCAAUAUCUAUUUUCAAAAGAGCUUACAUCCAAAAAAUGCACGGCACGACGAUGUCGAAAUCGCUCUACACUACUAUAACAAAGAACGUGAGAUACUUGCUACAAUGGCGAAAGAGGAUAUCGAAGGAAAUGUAGACGACAAUUAUCUUGAAGCCUUAAUGCAAGCUUCCAAUUAUAAUACGGGAGUCAUGCAAUGUAAGGUUCCACAUUUUCGCAAGGAAGGGGAAGCCAACUUGAAAAGAGCCAUUCAACAAGCCGAGGAACUUAAGGAUCCAAUGAGCGAAAAAAAGGCUUGGUGGGAAUUGGGGAAUCUAUAUAAAAGAAUCAAGAAUUUUGACCUUGUUAAAAGGUGUCAGAAAGAAGAGCAUCGACUAAUUGAGGAUAAUUCUUUUACUGAUGAUGAGAUAUACUGCUUUAAUGAGCGAAUGUAUUUUCAUCUCUUCCUUGGCGAAUAUUGUAACUGUCUUCAGUUGCAUGAGACUGCAAUUGCAAAUAAGGACGCAACUUCCUCAAAGCCUUUUGAUGACACUUUGCGCACGGUAAAAAAAAUCAAUGCAGCAAGAGAGCAACUGAUGAGUAUGGUACAUAGAAGAAAUCACAAUGAUGAGUUGUUCACAGCAAAACUAUUGAAUUAUAUUGAAAUGCUUUUCGAACAAGGGGACAAGGAACUGUAUCGCAUGGCUUUACAAGCUAUAGAUGAAUAUUUACCUGCUAUGCUACAAGCAAGAGAUUAUUCUCACUUGGCCUAUGCGCAACUUUUGCACUAUAAAUUAGAAGCACAAUGGGCUAUUGGAGAAUCAGAAAAACAAGAUUAUCUCAAGUCUAGCAACGAUGCUUACGAUUUCGUGAAAACCAACUUACUAGAUAGCGCAUUGAAGCGGCUUGGACUGCUUGUGGAGAUAUUAUCACUUCGUGUGAGAAUAUACGAAUUUUUUAACAAUCCGUUACAAAUGAAUGCUACAAAAACUAUGUUGGAAGAGGCUCAAAAAGAAGAAAAAUUACUGAGACAAAAACAGGAGAACAAUUACCAUUUAAUGGAAGAGUUAGCCGGACGCAAUCGUAUAACGCCUUCUAUCUCUCAGCUUAGAGAAAGAGUAAGUAGCUCGUCAAUUGUAUCCAUAGACAAUAGCAAAAUUUUAACAUUUUUUAAAGAACAUACGAGUGAAAGUCAUGACAAAACCUCCAAUUGAAAUGAACAUACAUUAUGAGCAUGCCCCUGAAACUGUUAAACAUCUGAUGGAAGAUAUUGCCAAACGAUGCUGGGAUUUAUAUGGAUUACAGGUAGGUAUCUCUCAAAGUUGUUCUUUGCUUCUUGGGUUAGUUGUACUAAACGAUGAUUUAUCUUUUUCCUUUUACAAAGCCGAACAUCAAAGCCAUACAAACAGAAAAUAGUGAGGUCUUACCACAGGAUUAUCUGCGGCAUGUUAUAGUGAAAGACAAUCAGUUAUUUGUAGUAACUGUAAAAAAUAUGGUUAAUAAGAAACCUAUUGAGAUCUAUGAAAAUACCUGCAAACGACUGAAAGUGAAGCCUGUUGAACCACUG
This is a messenger RNA of Mycotypha africana, 2096 nucleotides long. RefSeq lists its product as uncharacterized. The record is from RefSeq and is a predicted model, not a curated record. NCBI's taxonomy places the organism in Eukaryota, Fungi, Mucoromycota, Mucoromycetes, Mucorales, Mycotyphaceae. The coding region runs from base 97 to 1743 and encodes 548 amino acids. The transcript has 7 exons. Gene Ontology annotation, molecular function: protein binding.